AUCGCGCAUCCUAAUUUUCGAGAUAAAUCACUCGCUCACUCACCAUUAUCCGGGAACGGUGGACCUUCUCGGAGCCCCCGAGCUUCACGGACGCCACUUGUUCGAUGGGUCAUACACAGCACCGGUGUCGCGAUGCGAUUACUUUUCAGCUAUGCGCAUCGGAGGCACGGCUUGAAGCCUUGGGGAUCGAGAUGGAUUACUCUGCUUAGGGUGAUAUGGCAAGCCAGUGUACGGUAGCCUAGUCAAGCCCUGAGGAUAUACCUGCAAGGAGUCAUUGUGGCGGUAUGUCGGAAGCUACGACUUCUGAGUUAAGCUGACGAUAAAUAGACUCCCCCAAGGUUAUACCAGUACUUUGAUCUCGAGGUGUGAGUAGCUGAGGCGGGGGCUUCACCAUCAUCGCACAUAACCGAUUUCUGAAAGGUCAUCAGUGCAUGAGUCUCUCCCGGGGUUUCUUUUUUCCGACCACCCAUUUCUCAGAGACCAAUUUCGCUCUUAUAGACAGAAGGGCGAAAAUGCACUUUGAGAAACCCAAGCACUCACGACUCCCCCGAAAUGGAUAACCAGCUCUGGCUCUAGGUGAGCCAAUAAGGGGCUCCAGGGGGAUGUAAGAAGAAAAGCUUACCAUGCGCUUGAAUAGGUAUUGUGUGGCAUGGGCUAGUUGCUGAUCCGCCAUUCAAGGCAAGGAUUAAUGCCAAGCCGCUGUUACUUUCCUCCGUCUGCGUCACGGAGGCCUCUUAGAUACGAACCGAGAUCUCCAGUGGUAACCUUUUGCUGGGUUCUCACUAGAAAUCACUCUAAGCUUUUUUAUUAAAAGUUUUUUGUCCCAAUAUCCCACACCAGUGCCCCAAGAUGGCCGAGAAGCAGUUUAGAGCUAUGGGCCCCCGGGAACUGAUGUCCUUUUUGAAUAGUGCUCCGGAGAAUCACUCUGUCGAAACGCGCUCAGGCGAGAAUUCUGGGGAGAGCCAAUAUGAGGUCUGUAUACUUAAGAUUUUGCUGAAGGUCUUUACCAGAUGGGGUACUAAGUUGGCAAGUUUCUGUUUUAUUAGGAAAAUUCCUCGACGCGCAAAGAGAAGGCUCCGGAAUUGUCUAUGAUUAAGGCUCAGAAGAAAGGGACUAUGCAAAUAGCUCACUUGCCACUGGCAAUGGUAGAGACAUAUGAUGUACGUGCUAGCGUUAUUUCUAGAAUGCCUCAAGAAAAAACGCCCUGCUGAAGUACUAUAGAAUCUCCUGAGAUCACUCAUAACGCUAUUUCCGCCCCCCGAAGGCACGGAACGGGACAUAGCCAUGUCAACGUUCGAAGGGGAUUUGAUAUCCUCGCCGGAGGAGUAUAUGGCUGUACUAAAGCCGAGCUUGCACAUCGUAUUCCAUUACCCACCUACAGUGGAGGAGUUAUCAACGAACUUUGGCGCCCUUUGGGCAACUCCUCCGCCAAAAACGUUAGCCACACGGAAUCCUGGUGACCCAACGCCGAUGGAGAGCGAUGUUAUAGAUACAUAUCUAAACUUUGAAUCUCCAACGCUCACCCCCCCAGCAAACUUGAAAAAGUACGAGUUGCAGCCACCAGAAAUACACUUCCACGUACCAACCCCAACGUCAAUUAGCAUUACCCUACUCAACUCGUCCUUCCCGGUAUCAUGCUUUUACUCGCCCUACCCGGCCAAAGACCCAGAAGACGUACCCCUCGCAGGCCCCUCCACCCCAAAAGCCUUCAGGUACACCCCCGACAAGUCAAUGGAACCGGCCGCAGCGCCAGAGCUCACUCCGACAGGCGAGAGCGCAUAUGCCCCGCUCCCACCCUGGAGUCCCUUCUCUCUGUACAAAGAGCCCAGCAGCAGCAGCAGUGGCGAGACGGACGCCCCAACUCAGCACGUCUGGGAGCGUCGUCCCGAUGGCAGGUACAAAGUCUUCUCAGGCGGCACCUUUGCGACGACCUCCUUCGACGUGUUCGCCCAGACGAAGCGACAGCGUGUGGCCUGCUCGCUCAGCCGGGAAGUCGAGGUCUCGCCCGACGGAACGAUCAAGGACUUGGUGUCGGAGGAGGAGAUUCAGACGCUCAGUUGGCAUUCGACGGACGAUCCUGGAACAAUGCAGAGGAAGAAGACGAGCGAGAAGAAGGUUUAUGUCAAUUACGCGGAGCCGUUUGGUGGUGGGAGUAGCAGGCGGGAUGAAGGGAAGGAGGAGGGGAGGGAGAUUGAGAGGGAUGGGUGGUGGAUGAUCGCACCUAGGCGGUUCCCACUUUCGUUUUCCGGGAAGCAGGAAGGGAGGAGGACAUUUAUCGUUGGGUCUGUGGAGGAAGGGGUGGAACUCUUGCAGGCUUUUAUGACGAGGUGUGGAGUUGGGGAGGACAUUAUCAGGGUAUCAUAUACAUCCCUCCCUUGCUUCUCUACAUAUCACUCGGCCCACAAUUCACUAACCAAGCCAGUGCUACACAACCCACUGGGCUCCCAAACUUAUUCUUAACCCCCUCUCCCGCCACACCCCCUCAACAUUAGUAAACCACACGCCCUCCAUGAAUCUCUACAUGUGCCUAAUCCACCCGAAAUCCCUUCUAAUCAAAUUCCUCUAUCCCCCCGAACUCCGCGCCCUCCUACCGCUAAGUGUAACGCCCGAACCUCACCGCACGGUCCGCAUAUUCCCCAUCUUCCGCGCCGUCGAUGCGGAGGAGAUGGAGGCGGAGGACAUCGUCCCGAGCGCCGACUUCGAGACCGAGGUCGAGAAGGUCCUCGGUGGGAUGGGGUCCUGCGGCGGGGGGUGGAAUUGCGGCCAUCGGGGGUUUAAAGUUGCGGAGGUGGGGGGCGUUAGGAUUUUCGGACCGCCGGAUGGUACAGGGGAGGGAGAGGAGGAGGAGGAAGGGACGGUGAUUGGGGUUGGUCCGCCAGGCGCUGACGGCAAUGGUGGGUGGGGGGAUAUCGCGGACAUUGAUGCGCUCGUGGUCGGGGAUGAAGGGAUGAAGGGGAUUAGGAGGGAGGGGUAUAGUAGCGGGGAGGAUACAAUUUAG
This is a messenger RNA of Tuber aestivum (summer truffle), 2998 nucleotides long. The record is from the annotation of a GenBank genome assembly. NCBI's taxonomy places the organism in Eukaryota, Fungi, Ascomycota, Pezizomycetes, Pezizales, Tuberaceae.